Prionailurus viverrinus (fishing cat) is the source of this 2975-nucleotide messenger RNA. RefSeq lists its product as uncharacterized. NCBI's taxonomy places the organism in Eukaryota, Metazoa, Chordata, Mammalia, Carnivora, Felidae. The coding region runs from base 931 to 2010 and encodes 359 amino acids. The record is from RefSeq and is a predicted model, not a curated record. The transcript is spliced from 3 exons.
GAGAGACAGAAUCCCAAGCAGGCUCUGGGCUGUCAGCCCAGAGCCCCACAGGGGGCUCGACCCCAUGACCCGUGAGAUCGUGACCUGAGCCGAGCGGAAGAGUCGGACGCUCCACCAACUGAGCCCUUUCAGGACGCUGUCGGAACGGGGUCAGCAGCCCUCCCGAGCCUCCCCUCUGCGGGCUGUGCGGUGAGGGGAGGGCUGCGUGCAUCUGGGCUUGCCAAGGACCAGGACAGGAGGAGACAGGCAGAGACUCCCGGUGAGGACCGGGGAGCCGGAGGAAGGCGGGGGCAGACGGUGAGGAGGUGGCCACGGCGGUGGUCUGCGUCGCAGAAGCUGCUUGGUCGGACGGGGACGCGGCUGGUGCUGUGCCGGGGGAUCUGGACUCGAGGUUCCAGAGGGGGCGCUGCUGUUGGGCGAGCGGGGGCGCGGGGGCAGGGGGAGAGGCCGCCGAGCGCAGCGAAGGGUGCUGGAUGUGUUUGGCCGCAGGCCGUUGGACGCCGAAAGCCUUGGCCUCGGAGACGGGACGCGGAGCCGGAGCGGCGUGAGCCCUCUGUGAACACAGGGACCUCGGGUGCGGAGCCCAGCAGAGAGAGGGUGGGGUCUUGGGAGAGGCGGGGCGGGGGGCACAGGCGCCCCCGCCUCCCUUCCUGGCCCUGGCUGGGGGGGCAGAUGGAAGAAACUGGACUGGCCCUGGCUGGGGGGGCAGAUGGAAGAAACUGGAUGUACCUGACACUCUGCAGGGGACAGAGUCUGGAGGACAGCCGGCUGGGCCGAGGGGCCGAGCCCUGGGCCGCAGCCGGUGCGGGGUGAGGCUCAGGUGUGGAGGCUGUGGGCAGGGCGGGGUCCUCCCCGAGAUGAGGCCCCGAACGCCGAGCAGAGGCAGGCAGCUGUGCCCCACGGCCCGUGGGCAGGGCGGGGUCAGAGCCCAUGGGGUGCCCGGCACAUCGGAGGACAGAACGGGACCUCGCCAAACCUACGGGAGCACGGCAGCGGCUCGCUCGGACGGGGCCUCCGCACUCUUCUGGAACACCGCUGGCUAGGGGUUGGAUUGCGUCUCUCCAAAAUGCCUCUCCAAAAACCCGAACGCCCGGCCCCUCAGAAGCCCCAGAACUCCGAGGCCGUGGGAGCCGCCCAGUGCGCGCUGCUCUGUCCUGGUGGCCUGAGCUCGCCAUGCAGCGGCGGACAAGCCAGCGACAGGAAGGCACUGCUGGGUCUCUGCACACAGGCUUUUGUUCAAAUUGCUGGAAACGUCAUUUGGUCCCGAUCAGGGAGGUCGCCAGCGUGCAGAUGGCCAGCACUGCGCCCUCCACUUGCGAGUUGGUCCAGACUUCAGGGGUCCGUUUCUGUGGGGAUCUGCUGGAGGUGACGAUGCAGGAGGAGCUGGAGGUGCCAGACCCUUCCACGUGCCUCGGUUUACCAUCCAGCCAGUGGGUCAGGCCGGGUGGCUCCAGCCUGCGAGGAACGGAGCUGGCAGCCUGGGUGACAGACCGAGCAGCGGGCUGGGUGUGGACACAGCUUGGCAGCGCUGGGCCGGCGGGAAGGACCCUGGAAGCCCGGGCCCUGGUCGGCCCCUCCCCCGCCCCCCUCCCCUGCCUGGUUAGCAUGGCAACAGCCUGCUCCCUGGUUCUGAGAGGGCCGCUGAGUCACGGGCCCAACUGGGAACAUGACAGGGUCCCCCUGCAGGACAGUGGCUCCGGUCCAGGAGGAAGGCUCAGUGGGAGGCAGGCUGCGUGGGGGAGGGGAGGCACCAGGCACCACCUCCGAGAAGCCACGAGCUGCGAGCUGCGGUUGGGACCGGGACAGGUCGGGCCUCAAAGUCUAGCCACAAACACAGCAGGCUUUUCAGCACCAGCUCAGCUGAGCACCACCUCUGGGGACCCCUUGGUCCCUGCCCUGCCCCUGGGUCUGUCUGCUUCCGCUCUUCCUGAAGGACACUUUGGCCAGAGCGAGGCUUGGCCUGCACGUGAGGCCGUGUGCUCCUCUGCCCCGGGCCCAGGGACGUGCUGAGAGCCUCCAGCUUCCUGCUCCCACGCGAGGGCCGGGCAAGGGCUGGGGCACCCACCCGAGCCCACCUGCCAGCUCUGAUCUGGCUCAGGGCUCCAGAGCCCCCCCUACCCCCCCACCCCUGGGGCCAGGCCCACCAGCACUGCCCAGAUCCAGGCCUCUGAGGGCCCGGCCCCACCCUGAGGGAGGUGGGAGGCACCGGAGUUACGGAGUUACGGUGGGAGGACAGAGGGCAUGUGGGGGGGCACACGGGAGUUGGGGUUGCCUCUGAAAGGCGGGUGGACGGGAGGACCCAAGACCAGAGCGUCGGGAGGAGCCUCAGAUCCAAGCUCCAGGGCCUGUGGCUGCCCAGCAGGGGCCCCCUUUGACACCCCCUCCCCCCGAAGAAGUUUGAGGCCUCUGACCGGGUCCCAGGCUGCAUCCUGUUCCCCUCACUCAGGGCAGUGGAGGCGACCCACCCACAGCCCUGCCCUGGCCCACGCCCCCCCACGGGGCACAGCAGGUGAUGCCACCUGAGACAGGGCCCCCCCGAGUGGCCGCUGCCCACCGGGACCCUCCCCCGCCCCCCCCCACCCAGACCAGCAGCGCCCACACCUCACACACACACCCGGGGACGCGCACACCCCGGUCCCCAGGAAUAAUCCUGCCCAUCUCCACCUGGGGCAGACUUUAUUACCACGGUCAUCAUCAAGACGAUCAUGUGAACACAGGAAGACAGCGCCGGUUUCCAGACUCGUGGCAGGCGGGUGCGUGCAAAGGAAACCUCCCGCCAAACGCUAAGCACAAACAACCGUCCUCUGGGUCACCGGGAGCCGUCACCCCAGGGGCAGAGCAGCACGAGGCCGUGAGGAGGAGGCUGGACCAGCCUGCGAGGACCCCACCCGGCAGGCUCCCCUCGAAAUGCACCUGCUCGCGCCUCUAAUACACGUUCCCACACAAUCAGGGCGUUAAAUAUAUAGACAUUUCAU